Molecule: messenger RNA, 369 nt
Organism: Elephantulus edwardii (Cape elephant shrew)
Lineage: Eukaryota; Metazoa; Chordata; Mammalia; Macroscelidea; Macroscelididae
Gene: MICOS13
Product: chromosome unknown open reading frame, human C19orf70
Exons: 4
Coding region: 1-369 (122 amino acids)
Biological process (GO): cristae formation
Cellular component (GO): mitochondrial crista junction; MICOS complex
Source: RefSeq, a predicted model, not a curated record
AUGGUGUCCCGGGUGUGGUCGCUGAUGAGGUUUCUCAUCAAGGGCGGCGUGGCAGGGGGCGCGAUCUACCUGGCAUACGAUCAGGAGUUGCUGGGCCCCAGCGACAAGAGCCAGGCGGCGCUUCGGAAGGCUGAGGAGGUGGUCCCCCCAGCCAUGUACCAGUUUAGCCAGUACGUGAGCAAGGAGACAGGCCUGCAGAUACCCCAGCUCCCAGCCCUUCCAAAGUUUAACUUUUCUUUCCGGGAAUCCUGGAAUUCAGGUAUCAUUACGGUGAUGUCAGCGCUGUCAGUGGCCCCUUCCAAGGCCCAGGACUACUCCGUGCAGGGCUGGAACUAUGUGAAGGAGCACACCAUGGGGCGUUCCAAGUAG